Molecule: messenger RNA, 1038 nt
Organism: Batrachochytrium dendrobatidis JAM81
Lineage: Eukaryota; Fungi; Chytridiomycota; Chytridiomycetes; Rhizophydiales
Exons: 7
Coding region: 1-1038 (345 amino acids)
Source: RefSeq, a predicted model, not a curated record
AUGUUGCCAUUGCCGAAACAAAUGAAAGGGCUGAAUACAAUGGACAGUAUUGCACUGGAUGCUCCAUUUGAUCCCACAGUUUAUAAUCCAAUAGAGGUUGAGCGACUCCGUAAAUCAAAAUGGCUACCACCAAUUGUUGAAACGGCUAAAUUGACGCACACAUCUGUAAAACGAGUAGAUUCUUUACGACAGCCGCAAACCUUGGCACGCAAAUCCGACGAGUUUUCUAGGGCAUUUAAGCCCAGAGGCGGUGAUCGGUUUCCCAUGUCUGAAUUCAUUGAAUCGGAAAAACGUAAAAAGUUGUUAAUGGCAAGUUUAAACCUUUUAUUUGUUCACCAAAUGCAUGAUGAUGCACUGGCUCGUCAGCAUAAAAUCGAAACUCUUGAGCGCACACAAAAUGCAAACAUUGCUUUGACAUACAAUUGGACUUCAAUCAAGCUACUUGGUAAAAAUAUCAAAUUUCAGCAGUAUAUUAGUGCACUUGAAAAGCGUGGAAUGGAGCAUACUGUCAAGAGUAUCGCUCAAGGUCAGCCAAGUGCAAUUGCAGAAAAAACAGAUAUUCUUUUACCCACAUCACUUGAUCGUAAUUCAAAUCCAACUAGUUCAUCUCAAAGCAAAUACAGCCAGUUUCCGCAGCUGCAUCAUUCAGUCCAGUCACCUUUGCUUUGUGACGAGGAAUCUAAUAACCAGCAUUUAAUAAAUCAUGGAAACGAUGCAAAUGUCACUUUUUGCCCAACACAUCUCAAACAAGCGGACUCGCUAGAAACAAUUAGGGACAGCAUUGAUGCAAGUAGAUUCAGACCAAAACGCAAAGGUGGAUUAUCUCUUCGUAAUCACAGUGACGAAUCUGCCAUAUUGUUCCAAAACAACUAUAUAUUUGGCAAACCUGUGGAUUUUGAUCAUACUGACGAUGACGAGUUCAACCAUACUUUUGCAGAGAUUAUCAAUUUGGGAAAUGCAAUUGCUGAUAAAUCUAUUUUGAUCAAUCAUGACAGUAGUAUAUAUUGGGCACCGAAUGAUACCGGUUUUCUUAACUGA